AUCUGUUCGAUGAAAGGCCCGAGGAGGAAGAGAAGCUGCGCAGCUUCUUGUAAUUUUUCUUUUAAAAAUGUCUGGAAAAAACGACACCUUUUUUAACCAAAUUUUAAAAAUAAAAAAAAUUAAGAAAAAAGAAAACCAGUAUCCCCAAAACUCACUCACCCACCCACCCUCCAAAACCCAAUUUUCUAUGAUCUCCUCAACCCUAACCCCAAUCUCUCUUGCAAUUAUGCUCGGCUUGUUUGCCAGGCCGUCAGCAUCAAUCAAUAAUAUUUAGAAAUACAGUCUCUCUCGCCAUCAGCUCCGUGAAAGACCUUUUACUUUUCGAUUUUUUUUAUUUUUUAUUUUUCUUUCUUUCAGUUUAUUGCUUUACUUUAUCUUUUAUAAUCCUUCUUUCUCAUGCAGACUUCAGAUUAAUCAUCCUUUAAAAAAAAAAAAAAACUGAAUAUGGUGAUUUGUUUUUAUUAAAUGAAAUCUCAGUAAUAUAUGUGAAGUGCAAUUAUAUCAUUUAUGUUUCCUCUGUCUCAUUUUUUUUCCUUUCACCUAGAUCGAAAGGUUAAUAUUUGGGUUGUCUACUUUCUUAGCGAUUAAUGUCAAUAUUACAGUGUUAUAUUUGUUAAAAAAAUAUUGGUGAGCUCCCUUUGACUAAACCCUCCACAGUCCCCUUUCCACGCGGUCUUUCUGAAUCCGAAGCUGCUUCUGCUGCUGAUAGUUAUUUCUUGUCGAAUGGGUAACGAAGCCCUUCAAAUGAGUCUCCCGCUAGUGCUCUUGACGAUCCUUACAUUCUCAGCUCUUUCAGCAACAGCUUCAGCGAGCGAUCGCAGCUACAAUGUAGGAGAUCAUGUUCCCUUGUUCGUCAACAAAGUUGGCCCCUUGAACAACCCCAGUGAGACCUAUCAAUACUAUGAUUUGCCAUUCUGCUGCCCAGAUCCAGUAAUCCAAAAGAAAGAAUCCAUUGGGGAAGUUUUGAAUGGUGAUCGUUUGGCCAACACCUUAUAUCAGUUGAAUUUCAGGCAGGACAAAAAUGGGGAGAGCUUGUGCCAGAAAAAGCUUAAAGUUGCUGAAGUUGCGAAAUUUAGGGAUGCUAUUGUUAAUGAUUUUUACUUCCAGAUGUAUUAUGAUGAUCUUCCAGUGUGGGGGUUCAUUGGGAAAGUUGAAGAUGAGAGUUGGACUAUUAGUGACAAGGGGACCAAGUAUUAUCUAUUCAAACAUGUGCUGUUUGAUGUUUUUUACAAUGGGAACCAAAUAAUAGAAAUACGUGCUUUUAGUGAUCCAAAUCAUGUUGCUGAUAUAACAGAAGAUGUUGAUAUUGACGUUGAGUUCACUUAUUCGGUUAAAUGGAAUGCAACAUCUAUUCAGUUCCAGAACAGGAUGGACAGAUACUCAAAGGCCUCAUUACUGCCAGUCCGCCUGAAAAUUCAUUGGUUCUCAUUUAUUAACUCCAUUGUCAUCAUUGUGCUUUUGAUGGGAUUGCUUACCUUGCUAAUAAUGCGACGCCUCAAGAAUGACCUGAGAAAGUGCUCUAAUGAUGAAGAAGAAGACAAGGAGGUUGGUUGGAAAUACAUUCACGGUGAUGUUUUCAGAUAUCCAUCCAACAUGCCCCUGUUUUGUGCUGUCUUGGGUGUGGGUACCCAACUGCUCAUCAUGGUCUGCAUCUUAUUUUUUCUGUCAUUUUUUGGAGUCCUCUAUCCCUACAAUCGUGGAGCUCUGUUCACUUCUCUUGUCUUUAUAUGUACUCUUACCUCAAUUGUCGCUGGAUACACUGCUGCUGCUUUCCACACUCAAUUUUCUGUAAUUGGAUGGGAGAGGAGUGUUCUUCUAACAGCGAUUCUCUACCUGGGCCCAUUGUUUGUGACAUCGUCUAUCCUUAAUACAGUUGCUAUAUCUUAUGGGGCAACAGCUGCAAUACCUUUUGGCACCCUCCUAGCAAUUCUUCUUAUAUAUGCAUUUCUUGCCAUUCCAUUGCUUGCCUUAGGUGGGGUGAUUGGAUAUUGUUUAAGGUCUGAAUUUCAAGCACCUUGUGCUACAAAGCAAUUUCCAAGAGAGAUCCAACGAUUAGCUUGGUACAGGAGAACACAUUGUCAAAUGUUUAUCGGUGGUCUAUUGCCGUUUAGUGCAAUUGCCCUUCAGUUACACCACCUGUAUGCAAGCAUGUGGGGCUAUAAAAUUUACACUCUACCUGGAAUUUUGUUUCUUACGUUCAUCAUCCUCAUCAUAAUGACUUCAAUCUUGACUGUCGGUUUGACAUACAUUCAGCUUUCUGUUGAAGACCAUGAAUGGUGGUGGAGGUCAGUGUUGUCUGGGGGUUCAACGGCUAUUUUUAUGUUUGCCUAUAGCAUUUACUUCUAUGCCAGAUCAAACAUGACGGGUUUCAUGCAACUAUCCUUCUUUAUUGGCUAUAAUGCUUGCAUGUGUUAUGCGUUCUUCUUAAUGCUUGGUGCCAUUAGUUUCCGUGUUUCCUUGAUAUUUGUUCGCCAUAUAUACGGUGCUGUUAAAAGUGAAUGAACAAAUCCGGCCUUAAUGCCCAAUCUGCUUCUCAUUGCCUCACUCUUGCUCAGGAAAUGCAUGUGUAGUGAAUUAGAUUUGUAACAUCCAUGAUUGAAGAAAUCGAAACCGCGAUAUAGAAGUUGGAAACUGUGUUUCUCAAUGUAUUCGUUUGUAAUGCAGUUUUUAGAUGCUGACAAGUUGGCUUGAGUCCUGUUGUUGGCCUGUUGUUUUUGAAUGAUUAUGCAGCAUGCCUUAAUUGCUCUUGCAAAACCCGGAAAAAAGAGAAGAAGAAGAAAAGAAAAUAUCAUGUUUGGCUUUCAGAAUUAAUGAAGAUUCUUCUCUAUCUUUA
This is a messenger RNA of Prunus persica (peach), 2833 nucleotides long. RefSeq names its product transmembrane 9 superfamily member 5. Gene Ontology annotation, cellular component: membrane. NCBI's taxonomy places the organism in Eukaryota, Viridiplantae, Streptophyta, Magnoliopsida, Rosales, Rosaceae. The transcript has 7 exons. Gene Ontology annotation, biological process: protein localization to membrane. The record is from RefSeq and is a predicted model, not a curated record. The coding region runs from base 724 to 2502 and encodes 592 amino acids.